UUAGUGAGUGAGAGGCCACCAAUCAAACAAAAGUAAAACCAAGAAACAUAAAAUUCAUCGAAACCCUUCGAAGAAAACCGCGUUGUAAGGCGGACAUGGUCGACUGAUUGAGUCCUCCGAUAGUCCCAGACAUACGCAGUACGGGUAGUUUGGUUAUUUUUACCUGCAAACCCUGUGUGUGACUUCAAAGACCGUACAAAGAGAUUCAAGAAUCCAAGUGUUAUCUGAAUCUCCAGAAGGAAGGAAGACAAGCAAAUGAAAAGGCUCCCACUAAAUUUAAACGACUCCACGAUGACCUGCUCUUCAGUUUCCCAAUUUCUGUGCCGUAGCUGAUCAAGAAUCAUGCGUGGAUUUCUUGCCCUGCAAUGAUGAUUGCAGAAGAGUUCUUACAAGAUGUGUCUGUAUUCUGAUUCUAACAAAGGGCCAAAAGAUGGUUCGUAAAGCCGACUUGGUUAUUAUCGGGGUAACUGUUGGCGUGGCCGUCGGCGUGCUCGUGGCAUGUCUCGUGUUCUUCGCCAUUUGCUGGUACAGAAAGCGCUCUGCCCCUCUUCGCCGCACAAAUGAUCGUUCGGCUGCGGCCCUUCCGAUCCGCACGAAUGGCUUAGAAACCACCAUUGAUUCCAGUGCAUCUCUUUCGAGUUUUGUGGGCAUCAAAGGAUCGGAGAAUUAUGCCCGCAAACCUCAACAUUCCUGGUGGAAGAAUAAUCACAGUAAAGAUCGAUUGCCUUCUGCAUCUGGUAUUCCAAGAUACUCUUACAAAGACAUUCAGAAAGGGACACAGAACUUUACAACAGUUUUGGGACAGGGUUCUUUUGGCCUCGUGUAUAAGGCUAUAAUGCCUGCUGGGGAAGAAGUUGCAGUGAAGGUUCUAGCUUCGGAUUCGAAACAAGGGGAAAAAGAGUUUCAAACAGAGGUUUCUUUACUGGCUAGACUGCAUCAUCGAAAUCUGGUUAAUUUAGUCGGAUAUUGCAUAGAUAAAGGGCAAUACAUGUUAGUCUACGAGUACAUGAGAAAUGGAAGUUUGGAAAAUCUUCUAUAUAACGAUGAGGAACGAAUUUUGAGUUGGGAGGAUCGGCUUCAAAUAGUGCUGGACAUUGCACAUGGCAUUGAGUAUCUUCAUGAUGGGGCAGUGCCUCCUGUGAUCCAUCGAGAUUUGAAGUCCGCCAACAUAUUGCUGAACCAUUCCAUGAGAGCAAAGGUUGCGGAUUUUGGGCUGUCGAAGGAAGAGGCUUUUGACGGUCGAAAUUCAGGUCUUAAAGGAACAUAUGGGUAUAUAGAUCCAGCAUACAUCUCGACAAGCUAUUUUACUACAAAAAGCGAUGUGUAUAGCUUUGGCAUCAUUAUAUUCGAGCUUAUCACCGCCAUCCAUCCGCACCAGAAUCUGAUGGAAUACAUCAAUCUUGCGAGUAUGAGCCCAGAUGGCGUGGAUGAAAUAAUCGAUUCUAAGAUUGUAGGAACAUUCAAUCCGCAAGAAGCGAGAAGCCUUGCUAAAAUUGCCCACAGGUGUCUCCAUAAGAUCCCGAGAAAACGGCCGUCGAUAGGAGAAGUCUCCCGAGCCAUAAUCAAGAUACAACAGCAACGUCUCGUUAAAGAAGACAACAUUUCCUUAGCUGGAGAUCUCUCCAGAGCUGUUAGCCAGAUCGAAUACCAACAGGUCGAAUUGAGGAGAAUGUGCAGCAUUAGCAAAGAACAGCAUAACUGAUGGUGCUAUUUUGGGUUUUUUCUGGCUGCAAGGCAUUCUUGUGGAUUGGCAUAGAAGUAAUCCUCUUCCUUGGGACGGUCUGAAAGCACAACGCGCUUCUGUGGCUUCCCCAUUCGAUCUGCGUGGGCUUCCUUCACAGACGAAACGAAUUCAUCCCAGCUCGACAGUCC
Molecule: messenger RNA, 1872 nt
Organism: Andrographis paniculata
Lineage: Eukaryota; Viridiplantae; Streptophyta; Magnoliopsida; Lamiales; Acanthaceae
Product: calcium/calmodulin-regulated receptor-like kinase 2
Exons: 10
Coding region: 431-1702 (423 amino acids)
Biological process (GO): protein phosphorylation
Molecular function (GO): protein kinase activity; ATP binding
Source: RefSeq, a predicted model, not a curated record